Messenger RNA from Nicotiana attenuata, 2741 nucleotides. RefSeq names its product nucleolar protein 10-like. Bases 243 to 2336 code for a protein of 697 amino acids. The record is from RefSeq and is a predicted model, not a curated record. Gene Ontology annotation, molecular function: protein binding. Lineage: Eukaryota; Viridiplantae; Streptophyta; Magnoliopsida; Solanales; Solanaceae. Gene Ontology annotation, biological process: maturation of SSU-rRNA from tricistronic rRNA transcript (SSU-rRNA, 5.8S rRNA, LSU-rRNA). The transcript has 16 exons. Gene Ontology annotation, cellular component: nucleus; nucleolus; 90S preribosome.
UUGGGGGAGACAAGGGCUUCACUUGCCUUACCCUAGAGCCGCCCUUGGGCAGAGCCAGGAAUGUACAAGGGGAUUGAAAAGUGAAUAUGAAUACAAAAAAUUAUAUGUUUUUCCUAUUUGCAUAGUACGAUUUUCCAACGAGGAGGAUUCAAUUGAACCCCCUUCCUUGGCCAAUCACUGCCUCUGAGAUUGAUUCAUCACUUUCAGAAAAAGGGCAUUAUUCGUCAACCAAUUGAAUUACAAUGGCGUACCAAGGGGGAAACUUGAAGUCCACUGCCAUAAAUGGAGUGAAGAUGUACACUGUCGCCGGCCAACACCGUUCUGUGGCAACAUGGCUUCCUCCUAAGAAGCUCAGAGCCCUUCGUAAAGAUCCAAGUUAUAUGCAAAGAGUGGAUCUGAUUCAGGAUUUGAGAUUUGAAACUGCAACGACGAGAAUUAAAGUGACUCCUGAUGGGGAGUAUCUCAUUGCGUCAGGUAUUUACCCACCUCAAGUUAAAGUUUAUGAGCUGCGGGAGCUGUCAUUGAAGUUCGAAAGGCAUUUGGUGUCAGAGAUCGUUAACUUUCAGGUCUUGGGCGAUGACUACUCAAAAAUGGCAUUUCUUUGUGCUGAUCGUUCUGUCUGCCUCCAUGCAAAAUAUGGAAGUCAUUACAGUUUGCGAAUUCCAAGGAUGGGAAGGGAUAUUGUAUAUGAUUGCUGGUCUUGUGAUUUGCUUUGCGCUGCCUCAUCACCAGAUCUCUACAGAAUAAAUCUGGAGCAGGGACGCUUCCUUUCCUCACUGAGCACACGAUCCCCGGCACUUAAUGUGGUUUCCCGGAGCAAGCUCCAUGGAUUAGUUGCUUGUGGAGGGCAGGAUGGUGCUCUCGAAUGCUUUGACAUGAGAGCAAGAUCUUCAGUUGGCAGGAUAAAUGCUGUUGCACCUGCUGGGAAUGGGGACCAGGAGGUUACUGCAAUAGAGUUCGACGGAGAUGGAGGUUACCUCAUGGUUGUUGGAAGUAGUGACGGAAAGGUUCUGAUUUAUGAUUUACGAUCUUCUCAACCUAUGCGGAUAAAGGAUCAUAUGUAUGGGAGCCCGAUACUGAACAUUAAGUGGCAUAAAACGCUUAACACUGAACGAACAAAGUUAAUCACUGCUGACAGCCACAUUGUUAGGAUUUGGGACCCUGAGACGGGAGAAGGCAUGACAAGCAUUGAACCAACGGGUGGGAGAAUCAACGAUUUGUGUGCAUUCACUGACAGUGGAUUGAUGUUGUUGGCUCUUGACUCCAGUCAAAUACCUUCGUAUUUCAUUCCUUCACUGGGGCCUGCGCCCAAGUGGUGUUCUUACCUUGAAAACCUUACGGAAGAGCUUGAGGAGCAACCCCAGACAACUAUUUAUGAUGAUUUUAAAUUUUUGACGAAAGAAGAUCUGGAAAAAUUGAAUUUGACCCAUUUGAUUGGAACCAGCCUUCUAAGGGCUUAUAUGCAUGGUUACUUCAUCGAUUAUCGUUUGUAUAAAAAGGCACAAGCAUUUUCAGAUCCAUUUGAUUAUGUUGCUUACAAAGAGCGGCGGAACCAGGAAAAACAAGCGGCAGAGCGUGCCGGUCGUAUCACGAUUAAGAAGAAGCUUCCCAAAAUUAAUCGCACUCUGGCUAAAGAACUUCUUGAGAAUGAAGAGGCUGAGAAUAUGGAGGAUGUUGAUGGCGUUGAUGCGAAGAAGAUAUCAAAGAAGAAGAAAGGACUGACCACUGACAUUCUGAAAGAUGAACGUUUUAGUGGGAUGUUUACUAAUAAGGACUUUGAAAUUGAUGAAUUUUCUCAUGAGUAUCGGGCACUGCACCCUAUGCCUUCCACAAAGCAACCGUCUUUAGUGGAGGAACAUUUUGAGCCUGUGAUGGAUGGUGAGGAACCUAGUGAUUCUGAUGUGUCUGCAGCAACACAAUCAUCAGAAGAUGAACAAGAAAAUGAAAAAAAUUCUAGAAAAAAGUCCAAAGUUCCAAGAAUGUAUGAAGUCAAGGAUGAGAGGCAUGCAGAAGCAUUCUGGAAUGAUGUUUCACUUGCGAAGGAGGAUGCUCUUCCACUAGGUGAACGGGUUGCAGCCUUGUCAGAUGACCGGACUUCUCAUGGGAUGAACAAUAUCAAGGUGGGACCUGGAGGUUCAAGAGAAGUUUCCUUUAUUUCCAGAAGCUCAGCAAAGUAUGUGGAAGAUGAAGAAGACAAGGGAGCACGAACUGAAAGGAGAAGAGGGAUCCAGUCCUUGAAACUGAAGCCUGAGAGAUCAGGUUUUCGGGGUUCGGGUUCCCGAGGCAGAGGUAGAGGAAGAGGUCGUGGAAUGGGCAGAGGAAGAGGGCGACGAUAAAUUUUUCAUACAGUAUUAACAACCAACUUUUGUGUCAAAGUAAGGAACUAUUAUUCCUUAAACUUGUUUGAUGUCUUACUUGUAUAAUUAAUGCAGAAUGGGCAGAGGAAGGGGUAGACACGACAUCUUUAUGUUUCAUGCUGCAAAUCUACGCCAUUUCAUACACCAGUGCAAAUAUGAGUCAAGAAAGCAAUGAGUUCUCAGAUAAUUUACCUUUCUUUUGCAGUCAUUUACUUGACAUGUAACUGAGAGUUGUGGCUUCUUUCUGCCACCGCCUACUAAUCACACUUGUAAUAGAUGUUUUCUGGAAACCUAAAAUUUUGGCCAUGAAAAUGAUCUGAUUGCAACCUAGUGUAGUUAUCCUUGCACCUUUUGGUAUUACCUAUACACUUUUACUAGUACUAA